Molecule: messenger RNA, 1158 nt
Organism: Owenia fusiformis
Lineage: Eukaryota; Metazoa; Annelida; Polychaeta; Sabellida; Oweniidae
Source: the annotation of a GenBank genome assembly
AUGCAUAGUGCCACCAAUUUUGUUGCCCCCACCUGUCUCUCAGUACUGAGGUUCAAAUUGAUGGGAAACAUUUUUUGCUUCAGAAACCGGCUGUACUUUGAAAAAAUGGGUGACAAAAAGAAGGUUAAGUUGAGUUUUGCUGAGAACUUUGCUCUCAGUGGUGCUGCAGCUGUCAUCUCAAAGACUGCCGCUGCCCCCAUCGAGCGUGUGAAACUUCUCGUCCAGAAUCAGGAUGAGAUGAUCAAACAGGGUCGUCUUUCUGAGCCAUACAAGGGUGUCAUUGAUUGCACAACUAGAACAUUUAGAACUGAGGGUCUUCUUCCCUUCUGGAGAGGUAACUUGGCAAACUGCAUCAGAUAUUUCCCCACACAAGCUCUGAACUUUGCAUUUAAAGAUCAGAUCAAAAAGGCAUUUGCUUUCAAAAAAACCGAUGGAUAUGCCGUGAAGUUCAGCAAGAAUGUAGCAUCAGGAGGAGCUGCUGGGGCUAUGUCCCUUUGCUUUGUGUAUUCCUUGGACUAUGCAAGAACCAGGUUAGCCAAUGAUGCUAAAUCUGGAACCAAAGGAGCUACUAGAGAAUUCAAUGGUCUUAUUGAUGUCUACCGUAAGACCUUGAAAUCUGAUGGUAUUGGUGGUCUCUAUCGUGGUUUCGUCAUCUCUUGCGUAGGAAUUGUUGUAUACAGAGGUUGCUACUUCGGAUUCUACGACACAAUCAAACCUAUUGCUCUUGGAGAAGAUGCUGGUCUGCUUGCAUCAUUUGUUCUAGGAUACGUCGUAACUAUCAGUGCUGGACUUGUAUCCUACCCCAUUGACACCAUUAGACGUCGUAUGAUGAUGACAUCAGGACAGGCUGUUAAAUACAAUGGAUCCAUCGAUUGCUUUCUCAAGAUUGUCAAGGCUGAAGGAUUCAUGUCCCUAAUGAAGGGUGCAGGCGCCAAUAUUCUGAGAGGUGUAGCUGGAGCUGGUGUACUGUCUGGAUUUGACAAGUUCAAGGAAAUCUACAUUAGCUUCCGUGCUGGGCAGUGAUAACUGUGAACAUUAGGAAAUUGAAUGUGUGGGAAAUCUAAAUAGUUCAAUUGAAAGCUUUUGGCAUGUCUGGACUAUUUGGAGAUUCUACCAUUGUUAUAUAUGUAUAUGUUAUAUUAAAACAAGCUAGAGACU